Messenger RNA from Cervus elaphus (red deer), 2258 nucleotides. RefSeq names its product doublesex and mab-3 related transcription factor 1 (gene DMRT1). NCBI's taxonomy places the organism in Eukaryota, Metazoa, Chordata, Mammalia, Artiodactyla, Cervidae. The coding region runs from base 194 to 1288 and encodes 364 amino acids. The transcript has 5 exons. The record is from RefSeq and is a predicted model, not a curated record. Gene Ontology annotation, biological process: regulation of transcription by RNA polymerase II; sex differentiation. Gene Ontology annotation, cellular component: nucleus. Gene Ontology annotation, molecular function: RNA polymerase II cis-regulatory region sequence-specific DNA binding; DNA-binding transcription factor activity, RNA polymerase II-specific.
CGCGCGCGCGCGCGCGUAAAAAGAGGGCACAACCCCCCACCUCUCUGGGCGUUGCGAGUCCAGACCUCGCCAGUCCAGCUGCACCUCCCGCUGCAGAACGUACGCGUCCUGCGCCGCCUCCUCGCCAGCCUCGUCGUCGGCCGGGUGCGCCCCUUGCAGCUACCAGAGAGCCUGCGCUACUCCUUGGGGCACCAUGCCCAACGAUGAUGCCGCACCGUCGGAGGCCCCGCACACCCCGGGGGCACCACCGCAGGGCAAGCCCGGGGGCUUCGGCAAAGCGGCCGGGGCGCCGCCCGGGACCGCUGGCGGCGGCGGCGGCGGCGGCUCCGGCCCCGGAGCGUCGGGCGCGGGCGCCGUCUCGGGCAAGAAGUCUCCGCGGCUGCCCAAGUGCGCUCGGUGCCGCAACCACGGCUACGCGUCGCCGCUCAAGGGCCACAAGCGUUUCUGCAUGUGGCGGGACUGCCAGUGCAAGAAAUGCAACCUGAUCGCAGAGAGACAACGCGUGAUGGCCGCGCAGGUGGCCCUGAGACGGCAGCAGGCCCAGGAAGAGGAAUUGGGGAUCAGUCACCCCAUCCCGCUGCCCAGCUCGGCUGAGCUGGUUGUCAAGAGAGAGAAUAGCGGCAGCAACCCCUGCCUGAUGACUGAGAGCAGCAGCUCCUCGCAGCCGCCACCGGCCAGCACCCCCACCACGGCACCUUCAGAGGGACGGAUGGUCAUCCAGGAUAUUCCUGCUGUCACCAGCAGAGGGCAUGUGGAGAACACACCUGAGCUCGUUUCCGACCCCACCUACUACAGCAGCUUCUACCAGCCGUCUCUGUUUCCGUACUACAACAAUCUCUACAACUACCCGCAGUACUCCAUGGCCUUGGCUGCUGACUCCUCUGCUGGGGACGUGGGAAACCCCCUUGGGGGCUCCCCUGUGAAGAACAGCCUCCGGAGCCUCCCAGCGCCUUACAUGCCUGGCCAGGCAGGAAACCAGUGGCAGCAGAUGAAAAACCCGGAGAACCGCCACGCGAUGAGUUCCCAGUACAGGAUGCAUUCUUACUACCCGCCUCCUUCCUACCUGGGCCAGAGCAUGUCCCAGAUCUUCACUUUUGAGGACAGCCCGUCUUACUCGGAAGCCAAAGCGAGCGUAUUCUCGCCACCCAGCAGUCAAGAUUCCGGCUUGAUCUCCCUCUCCAGCAGCUCUCCCAUUAGUAAUGAGAGCACAAAGGGAGUGCUCGAAUGCGAGUCUGCCUCGGAGCCCAGCAACUUCGCGGUCACUCCCAUUAUCGAGGAAGAUGAGUAAGCGGCAGCGGAGAUGCCUUUGGCCGGUCUUUUGGAGUAGCAGGCUUAUUUCGUUAUACACAGGGUUUGUUGUUAAUAUUUUGUCUUUACUCAUGUAGACUUAAUGAUUGAGAAGUUGUUUGGUUCAUACUCCUUAGAGCUUAGUCCAGAGACUAGGAACACAUUUGGAAUAGUUUAGGAUCUGUGUCUACCCUCUGCAGCAACUAAGUGCUUUGCUCACAGUUAAAUAUUAAAUAGUAGUAUCCCUCCUUUUUUUAUGACACUGGUUUACAUGUAGUUUUCAAGAAAUACAAUAAUUCACUCAAGCAGUACAUUUGCAUCUAAAUGUGUCAAAAUUAGAUACUACUUUUAGUUUUAAAAUGAAAUCUUAGGUGCCUUAGAUAUUUUUUGGAAUUUUAAUACGUUAAUAAAGUUGCAAAAAAUAUAAAUUUAGCCAAGUACCUGACUGGUGAGAAGAAAAGAGCAGACAGAGUUAGAGACUAUUUUAGAUAUCUGCAGGUUAGUCAAUAGGAAUAUUGUGUGUUUGUAUUGCUGUUGAUAAAGCCUAGCCCUGCCCUAGGCCCUCAGAUCCAAAACAUGACUGAAAUAUAGUCAGAAGAAAACAUUAGUGACUUUUAAGAAUUGCUACCUUUUCUGUAAAGAAUAAUUUUGAAACAGUACAAUUUAAAGUAACUAGUAAUGCAGAGUUCUUGAAUAUUAUUUCUAGAUUGAGUUUAUGAUGCACAUUCUACUACCAAAAAAAUGGAUGCAAUCUAGAUAAUUUUGUAACCCUAGGUUGUAAUCUGAUUUGAAAAUAAGUACAUCUUUAAAAGUUACUAGAGACUUCUGAGUUCAUUAUUUCGUUAAAAAUUGCUUGUGGCGUACUUCCUUAUGUAACAGAAGCCAUCCUGAAAUGAAACUAGUCUAAAAAAAAUUCAUUGUUGUGUGUAGUUGCAGCUGUACCUGAAAUAAAAAUGUUAUUGAUGACUGAA